UUGCAGCUGAAAUUUUGGACUUGAUAAUUUUCAUUCCCAUUUCUUUUCCUGGGCUGGAUUUUGUUUGCUUUUUCGCAAGAUGAUUUUCGACAUAUGUCCGUGCAUUUGUUAGGUUAUUGAAAGCAUUGUCAAGGGCAGCCCUGACAAUAGUGGUGUGCUUGUGCCUGGCAGAGGAAAGCUGAGUUUUGUGACGCAUGCGUAGAUGACUGAAUGAUGGCCGUGACAGCUGCGGGCGAGACAUGCGCAGCGGCCUCCAGAGAUUGUAAUGGCAGUUCGUUGGCCAGUCAGAGAAGCGGUCUCGGUGCAGAUGUCCCUGUGGCCAAAGGCAGAAGCAGGGAGAAGGACGCCUCUCCGAGUGGAUGGAGUCGACGUGCGGCCACUGCAGCAGUCAGUCCCACGCCUGCUUCUGCUCUUGGCAGUGCGACGCCAUCGCGCAUUCCCCGUCCCUCGUCCUCGCCAUCCCCGCGCCCAUAUCCGCGGGAUGCUGCCCCCAGCCAUGGCAUUGGUAUUGGCAGCAGCAACGAGCAGCGGCUCCUGGCAGCGUCCGCAUCAUCCCCAUCCAGACGUAUCCGCGUCUAUCGCAACGGAGACCGCUUCUUCGCGGGCCUGGAGGUGGUGGUGACCUGCGAGAAGGUACGCUCAGUGGAGGCCCUGCUGCUGCAGUUGUCGCGACAGUUGGCCGACAGCAUCUUCCUGGCCAAGGGCGCUCGCUUCCUGCUGGCGAUGGACGGGAGUCCCGUUCUCUCCCUGGAGCAACUGCUCGACGGCCACUGUUACGUUUGCUCCUCGGGCAGCGCCUUGAAAAAGCUGGACUAUCUGGCCAUCCGACCGCGAGGGCGAGUGCCGCUUGCGUUAAACGGCGUCGGCAAAACGGCGGCCCAGGAGGAGGCUAUUCUCAAGCGACGAUCUCUGGCUGAGCCCGCUUCCAGACAGGACCAAGCAGGCACCUACAAGACUAUCCUGACGAGCAGCCUCCCCACAAUCAGCCCCAAGCGCAUCUCCGUUUUCCUUAACGGGCCAAAGCCGCGCCAGCUGAUGCGCUUUCUGCUGGAUGACCGCUCAGCACAGUCCUUCACGCACGUUCUAGACGAGAUCACGCGCUUCUUUAGUCCACUGCCGGCGCCCGUACGACGCGUCUAUAACGCCACCUUUAAACUCGAGUGUUUUAAUUUGGCUGACUUUUUCCAUGGCGACGUGUUUAUUGCAUCCACCAGUGGGAAAGUUACAAAAUCGGAUAUGGAUUUGGAUCCUGAAGAAGAAAAGUUAUCAAUUAAAAGAAAGAUCAGUCGGUCAGGAAACCGCGGUCUGGGAACAAAUUCUGGGACUUACGUUGUUAGUUUCCGCGAAAAUGUCCCUUCUCCCCGGCUGUCACGCAGAAUGACCCUGCCCAAAGGAUGGGGUAUGGACGGGUCAUUGUUUAACGUCAACCACCCGCCCGACAUCCGCGAUCGUUACCACAUCGGUCGGGCCAUCGGGAAUGGGAAUUUCGCUAGCGUCCACGAGUGCAUUGAGUGGCGAAGUGGACGGACGGUCGCUAUGAAAAUCAUCGAAAUUAACAAAAUUCGCGAUAAGAAACUGAUUGGCAACGAGAUCAGCAUUCUGCGGCGUCUGAAACAUCCCAAUAUCGUUAACCUCUUGGAUGAAUACAGCUUUGCCGGACGACUGUAUGUCGUGAUGGAGCUGGUGAAAGGCGGGGAUCUGUUCAGUUUGAUCUCGGAUGUGACGCAUUUUUCGGAGACGCAGAGCGCUGAUAUGGUGCGCUGUCUGUGCCACGCUCUGGAUUACCUGCACAGUAGCCGCGUCGUCCAUCGCGACGUCAAGCCGGAAAAUCUGCUGGUCAUGGAAAGCGCUGGCGGACAACGCACUCUCAAGCUGGCCGACUUCGGACUGGCGACAUUUGUCAAGGAGAGCGAGCUGCUGAUGACGAUUUGCGGCUCGCCCACCUACGUGGCCCCCGAAAUCCUUACGGAAACCGGUUACGGGUUCAAGGUAGAUAUUUGGGCGGCUGGAGUGACAGCAUUCAUCUUGCUUUGUGGAUAUCCGCCAUUCCAGAGCGAGGGCAACCACCAAGAAACCUUGUUCGAAAUGAUCCUUGCUGGGGAGUUCGAAUUCCGUUCUCCAUACUGGGACCAUGUCUCCAUGGCGGGCAAAGACCUCAUCCGGCGCAUGAUCGAUGUGGACGUCAGUAGCCGCUACCACGCCAACCAGAUUCUCGACCACGAGUGGAUGAAGAUGCACUGUCGCCUGGAGCCGAUUCGGGAAGCAUCGGUGGUGGAGUCGUUAUCGAGUGACAGCGGAAUUCAACUCCCCGUCCUUCGGGCACAGCCCGCCACGAAGAAACUGGCUCGCAGCACCCAAAUGCUGUGUGAUCGCGAAAUGUCUCAGACCGACAGAAAAGUUACCUUCCAAGAUGAGAACGGAGCAGAGGUACGGGAAGCGAUUGCCAGCACGCACACGGGUCUUAGUCCUAUCCUUGGAGGACGUUGCAGUAAGAAGCUCUCUUCCAGUUCAGUGCGGGAUCUUCCUGGCGAGUUGACGCGCGCCUUCUGGGGCGACUUUUGAACUCCUCCAACGCUGCCGCUCCGCAAACUUCUCAGGAAAACUGAGCCGUUUUAUUUUCACUGGUCCUGUCCUUCCUUCCCUGUCUGCGGCAUUCGUCCCCUUGGUCUCUUGCAAGUGUUGCUCAAGUAUGCGUUGACUGAAUUGAUGUGCCCAUUCUGCUUUUUCUGGUACUGCCUUCGUAAGUUUGUAGGAUUUGUUGUCGCCUUCAGUUCAUAGAAACGGCGUAGCUAAUGGUUCUAGUCAGAUGUGGUUCCGGUUUCAUUCCCAUGGUUUACCAAACAAUGAACGUUCUAAGUCGUUCUUGCUCGUUUUUAGUUGUUUUUAUAAGAAUAACCACCUUCUGGUG
Molecule: messenger RNA, 2908 nt
Organism: Paramacrobiotus metropolitanus
Lineage: Eukaryota; Metazoa; Tardigrada; Eutardigrada; Parachela; Macrobiotidae
Product: serine/threonine-protein kinase DCLK1-like
Exons: 13
Coding region: 211-2562 (783 amino acids)
Biological process (GO): protein phosphorylation; intracellular signal transduction
Molecular function (GO): ATP binding; protein kinase activity
Source: RefSeq, a predicted model, not a curated record